AUGGCAUAUCGUCCUUCUUAUACCAUGGGUGCAAUUUGCGCGGUUGGAGGAGUUGUAGGUUAUGUUACAAAACGUUCAGUGCCAUCAUUAAUAGCAGGCUUGGGAAUUGGCGCUUUAUAUGUACUCGGGGGUAUGAUUCCUCGCACUAUAAAACGUGGUACACCUAUUCCUUUGUCAUUAAGUAUUUUAUCUGUUGGAAUGGGAACUUAUUACACGAAAAAGAUAUAUGAUCAACGAUUUAAUGAUUAA
Molecule: messenger RNA, 249 nt
Organism: Diversispora eburnea
Lineage: Eukaryota; Fungi; Glomeromycota; Glomeromycetes; Diversisporales; Diversisporaceae
Source: the annotation of a GenBank genome assembly